Carlito syrichta (Philippine tarsier) is the source of this 439-nucleotide messenger RNA. Its product is annotated as transmembrane and coiled-coil domains protein 3-like. The annotation marks the transcript as partial. The transcript has 2 exons. Gene Ontology annotation, cellular component: endomembrane system. Lineage: Eukaryota; Metazoa; Chordata; Mammalia; Primates; Tarsiidae. The record is from RefSeq and is a predicted model, not a curated record.
GUAUGAGCGGCUGGAGGACCAGCUGCACGACCUGACUGAGCUGCACCAGCACGAGACGGCCAACCUGAAGCAGGAACUGGCCAGCGUGGAGGAGAAGGUGGCCUACCAGGCCUGUGAGCGCGCGCGCGACAUCCAGGAGGCCCUGGAGUCCUGCCAGACGCGCGUGUCCAAGCUGGAGCUGCACCAGCAGGAGCAGCAGGCCCUGCAGACGGACGGCGCCAGCGCCAGGGUGCUGCUGGGCAAGUGCAUCAGUGUGGUGCUGGCCUUCAUGACCGUGGUCCUGGUGUGCGUGUCUACCAUGGCCAGGUUCGUGUCGCCCAUGAUGAGGAGCCGCUUCCACAUCCUGGGCACUUUCUGCGCCGUGACGCUGCUCGCCGUGUUCUGCAAGAACUGGGACCACAUCCUGUGCGCCAUCGAGAAGGUCCUCAUCCCCAGAUGA